Coffea eugenioides is the source of this 974-nucleotide messenger RNA. RefSeq names its product pathogenesis-related protein PR-1-like. The record is from RefSeq and is a predicted model, not a curated record. Gene Ontology annotation, cellular component: extracellular region. Lineage: Eukaryota; Viridiplantae; Streptophyta; Magnoliopsida; Gentianales; Rubiaceae. The coding region runs from base 148 to 654 and encodes 168 amino acids. The transcript has a single exon.
CACCAUGGUUGAAAACAGAAGCUCCAAAUCCAACAACUCCUAAGUCCUAAACUCUCUCUUAUAAAUACUCCUGAAUUUAUACCAAAAAGCUCCCCCAACUACAUUCCUCAACUACUAAAAACUUUAGAAUUACUUUUUCCUCCCCGGAUGAGGCCGUACCGUGGCUCCAUUGUCAUCUUUCUCCUCCUCCACAUUGCAAUCACAGGUGCUGCUGUCAAAAAUGGAAACAGCUAUGCAAGAUUUGUGAACCAAUUCUUGGCAACUCAAAAUGCUGCCCGAGCUGCCCUGCGCAUGAGACCGCUGGUGUGGGAUGCAAACUUGGCUAGGUAUGCACAAUGGUAUGCAAACCAAAGGAGAUUUGACUGCGCUUUGAGGCACUCUGAUGGACCCUAUGGCGAGAACAUCUUCUGGGGCAGCGGCACCGGGUGGUCACCGGCUCAGGCGGCUGCGGCGUGGGUGGUGGAGAAGAAAUGGUACAACUACUGGUCUAACUCAUGUGCCUUGGGACAGGAAUGCGGGCAUUAUACACAAAUUGUGUGGAGACAGACUACAAGGAUUGGAUGUGCUAGAGUGACUUGUUUUGGUGGCAGGGGAGUCUUCAUGACUUGCAAUUACAAUCCUCCAGGAAAUUAUAUUGGAGAGAGACCUUAUUGAAUAUGCAUUUUUUUUCUAACAUAUUUGCCUUUUGGGCUUCAUGUGUAUAUCAAUUGCCGUAUUUCUCAUUAUUAUUAAACCCAUGCGAUUGAUGUAAAACAUGUUUUUUUUUUUUUUGGCAGUGAGAGAGAUACUGCUGAAUUGUGUUAUCUAAGGCUUCCAAAUAAAAGUAUAGGGAUUACUUAAUAUAGAGGAGCCUUGGAAUAUUUUAGGUUUUGAAACUCUUUUCUUUAACUUCAACUCCAGUGUGAACAUAUGAUAUGUGUCAUGUGUCACCAGGUCCUGUUCAUCCUUAAAGUCAAUACAUUCCUGAUUUCUCA